Ostreococcus lucimarinus CCE9901 is the source of this 1062-nucleotide messenger RNA. RefSeq lists its product with no specific name. Gene Ontology annotation, cellular component: mitochondrial inner membrane. NCBI's taxonomy places the organism in Eukaryota, Viridiplantae, Chlorophyta, Mamiellophyceae, Mamiellales, Bathycoccaceae. Bases 1 to 1062 code for a protein of 353 amino acids. Gene Ontology annotation, molecular function: ATP hydrolysis activity; ATP binding. The record is from RefSeq and is a predicted model, not a curated record. The transcript has a single exon. Gene Ontology annotation, biological process: mitochondrial respiratory chain complex III assembly; protein insertion into mitochondrial inner membrane from matrix.
AUGUAUCGGCUUUUCCAAUCCGAGGCUCGCAUGAAGGAGCGCUUGUUCGAGUUGAUGAAGAGGGGUCGGGCCGCGAAAAAGAAGCACCAACAACAGCGCUGCAGCGAGCACACGUCUGUGUACAUGCCGAAGACGGUGACGCAGUAUCACGAGACGACGACGCCGGGACGUCAACCGUCUCACGUGCAACGAGUUCAACAACAGUGGAUCUUGCGCGAGAAACCGAGUCGACCUCUAGAAACGGUGGUGCUGCCUCCGGGCGCUAGGGAACGGCUCGUCGCCGAUGUCGACGAUUUCUUGUCGAGCGAGCGUUGGUACGUCAAUCGCGGUUUGCCGUGGCAUCGCGGUUACCUACUUCACGGUCUCCCCGGUACUGGGAAAACGUCGCUCGUGUUCGCGCUCGCCGGGCACUUUAAACUGCCUCUGUACACCAUUCGGCUUAGCGAUGAACGAUUGGACGAUGAAGGCUUACACUGGCUCUUCUCGAACACGCAGAGACGAUCGAUCAUUCUCCUGGACGACGUCGACGCGCCCGGCGCGAACGCGGUAUUUCGAGAGCCGGCGCCGGAGAGCACGGGAAAUUUGUCCGUUUCGUCGACGCUUUCUUUGCUCGAUGGAGUCACCGCCGUCGACGGUCGCUUGAUUUUCCUGACGUGUCGAGAUAAGUUGUCGUUAAACCCAACGCUCAUUCGACCCGGACGCUUCGACGUCCUCAUGCGCUUCGACGCGCCCAGCAAAGAGCAAAUCGCGGCGUAUUACAAGCAUUUCUACGCCGAGUGCGACGUCGCCGACGACGAGCUCUGGAAAAUGGCGAACUCUUUCGCGGCGAUCGCCGUCGACGUGGACAAGAUGCCUAAAUCCAUGGCCGCGCUCCAAGCACUGUUCAUCGCGAACAAGGACGACCCAGCCGCCGCUUUGGAGGCGAUGCAAAGCCGAGUGACGCAGCAAAAAUCCAAGCGCGUCUCCGCGCUCGGCGGCGCGCUCACGCGAAGUCGCAGCGGAGGCGAGACGGAGCAGCGCGACGCGGUCACCAAGCUCGAAACCAUCGAAGCGAACGAGUGA